This is a messenger RNA of Anguilla rostrata (American eel), 1393 nucleotides long. It is a transcript of the gene polr2g, whose product is annotated as RNA polymerase II subunit G. Gene Ontology annotation, molecular function: single-stranded DNA binding; translation initiation factor binding; single-stranded RNA binding. The transcript has 8 exons. The record is from RefSeq and is a predicted model, not a curated record. Gene Ontology annotation, biological process: transcription initiation at RNA polymerase II promoter; DNA-templated transcription; positive regulation of nuclear-transcribed mRNA poly(A) tail shortening. Gene Ontology annotation, cellular component: P-body; RNA polymerase II, core complex. Bases 285 to 803 code for a protein of 172 amino acids. NCBI's taxonomy places the organism in Eukaryota, Metazoa, Chordata, Actinopteri, Anguilliformes, Anguillidae.
GCUAAAGUCAGUGGAAGGAACCCAUGGCUGAAAAAUGCGAACUCACUUUCGUGUUUUAGGACUACAAACUGUAGCUUAGGGAUAUGACGAAACCCUCCCACUGACUUCUCCAGCCAGUAGCAAUCAACCCACUGAACUGUAUUGAAUCCAGAGAUUGAAUCACGCAAAAAAUACAGGAAGUCCUCUCUCUCUUCCUGCAUUAGAGGCGGAGCUACCUGAAAAACAUCUGAAACGUCGAAUGGAAAUUGCGUGCCCAUUCAUUUAAAUCGUGGAAACAAGAAGAUAUGUUUUAUCACAUUUCUUUGGAGCAUGAGAUCUUGCUCCACCCACGCUAUUUUGGCCCCAACCUGCUGAACACCGUUAAACAGAAGCUUUUCACAGAGGUGGAGGGAACGUGCACAGGAAAGUAUGGCUUUGUCAUUGCCGUGACAACCAUUGACAACAUAGGGGCAGGGGUCAUCCAGCCAGGCAGGGGGUUCGUCCUUUAUCCUGUCAAGUACAAGGCCAUCGUCUUCCGCCCAUUCAAAGGGGAAGUUGUGGAUGCUGUGGUCACUCAAGUUAACAAGGUUGGACUCUUCACAGAAAUUGGUCCUAUGUCUUGUUUCAUUUCCCGCCAUUCCAUUCCAUCAGAAAUGGAGUUUGACCCAAACUCCAAUCCUCCUUGCUAUAAGACGCUUGAUGAGGACAUUGUAAUCCAGCAGGAUGAUGAAAUCCGCUUGAAGAUCGUGGGAACCCGAGUAGACAAGAAUGACAUUUUUGCUAUUGGGUCUCUUAUGGAUGAUUAUCUGGGUCUGGUCAGCUGAUUUUUUUUUUUUUUUUUGAUAAAGAUGCUGGGAGAUUUAUAUUUUUUAUAAAUCACUCAACACAUGCGUUGAGAAUUUAAGCAGGUUUUUAUGCGUUCCUUCUCAGUAGGUACAAGUACAUGUCUGUGAAGGUUCACCCCCUCCCUCCUACUCACUGGCCAUGUAGUUCAAAGUGUGCACGUCUACAAGUGAGGGCAGGUUUAGUAUUUGAUUUGUUUUUGUGUACAGGUUCAUGUAGGCCAAUGUGUGUCCAGUCCACAUGUGAAGGCAGGUUUACUAUAUGAUUAGCUUUAUACACGUGUCCUUAUGGAUGUUACAAAAUUGACACAGGCAAACACUGAAGCUGUUUCUCAGUGUAUGAGUAGAAUUAGGACUAAGUGCAAGAUCUGAGUGUUUAAAGCAAUAAGUUGGAAUUUGUCAUUGGUCAGUGUUCUAAGGAGUUUGUGGGUCGGGGCUCUCAGGCUGUAUGCCUACAGAGCCAAAAUCAUCCCCCCUCUGCAUUACUAGAUGGACAAUAUCGGCCUCUGUAAGUUUGAUUUAUGGUUUUGUAAUUAUUUUCAAUAAAAAUGUGACCACCACAUGGAAUAAAA